Abrus precatorius (Indian licorice) is the source of this 1239-nucleotide messenger RNA. RefSeq names its product protein LAZY 1-like. Lineage: Eukaryota; Viridiplantae; Streptophyta; Magnoliopsida; Fabales; Fabaceae. The transcript has 4 exons. The record is from RefSeq and is a predicted model, not a curated record. Gene Ontology annotation, biological process: regulation of auxin polar transport; gravitropism. Bases 1 to 1239 code for a protein of 412 amino acids.
AUGAAGUUACUUGGGUGGAUGCAUAGAAAAUUUCGCCAGAAUAGCCCUGAACCGUUCAAAGACUUGGUCAUCGGGCAGGCAGCACUUGAUGAUGAACACAACUAUCCCAAACCAAGCUUUGGGACCAAACAUGUGAAACUAACUCAGAAAGAGCAAAACCUGAGGAAAUCUUUCGCUGGUCUAGAAGAUGAAGACUAUGAGGAUGAAUCCUCGGGUGCCAUGUAUGAGCUCUUCCAUGGCUUCCUAGCAAUAGGAACUCUUGGUUCGGAGCAAGUUGUAAUUGACCCAUCGACAACACCAACAUUUGCCAUCUCUGUGGAGAACAUAACUGAAAAGGAAGAUGAAGUGACUGAGAAUGAACUGAAGCUGAUAAACGAUGAGCUAGAGAAGGUUCUAGGAGCUGAAACAAAGGAUGACGAUUCGUGUGGCAGAAACAGCCAUGUUAGCAAUGGGAGAAGCAGUCAUGGAAGCAUAAUAACUCUGAGUGGAAAGACAAUGGAAGGCACAGAAUCAAAUGGGAAUGUGAAUGGAAGUGCAAUUUGUCCCCUUCAGGGAUACCUCUUUGGAUCAGCAAUUGAACUGUCAGAAACAACAACAGUGGCAAAGAAGGAGCACAGAACAUCACUUGGAGAGCUUUUCCAGAGAAGCAAAUUGGCAGAAGAGAAUUUUGGAUCAAAAUUUGAAAAGGAUGAUAAGAGAACUGAGAGGGAAGCUGAUAAAUCUGCCAUGCAUCUUAUGAAAAAGAAACUCAAAAAAAGAAUGCUUCAUACUUCUUCCCGAAGCUCCACAUCAACAAGUGGUGGACCUGUUGAUUCUGCUUCUGCAGAGAGAAAAUUGCAUAAGAUUCUCCAUAUGUUUCACAGGAAAGUUCACCCUGAAAAUACAACAGUUGCGCAGAAGUCUGAUAAAUACCAAAAGAAUGAGAACAAGAAGAAAGCAAUCAAUGACGGAGGGCACAACAAAAACGACGUGGUGCAUUCAGAGGAAGAUAUAAUGAUAAAUCACAAAACCGCAUUUCCCAAGGAAAACAUGCGACAGUAUAAGAGCCAAACAAAUCCCCUUCAGUUCACACUUGGCAGUGAAGAUUCAUCUGAGAAUAAGGAGCACUGGAUCAAAACAGAUGCAGAUUGUAAGCAUAAACUCCUAUUGAUUAUUGAAGAAUUUCACAUCGACUUCAUAGUCAGUCCCUCACGUAUUCCUUUUCUUGUUUCAUUGGCAGAUUUAGUCUUGGAGCUCUAA